CGUAAUGUAAUGGCUACCUCCACACAGUCUGUCAACACGCUCUGAAAAACAUGGAAUACAGUGUCUUUAUUUUAAACUUCGUUUACCGAGAUCAUCCCAAAGGCCUUACACCGAGGGACAUAUUUAGACUAAUACUAGAAAGGACCUGAAAUGUGUUUAUUUCAGUUACCAGAGGAUGUCCUCUACCUCAUCUUUUCGUAUUUGGACUGCAAGUCGCUGUGUCGUCUGUCUCAAGUUUGCCGGAGACUUUAUCAUUUUACAAGUCGUGAUGCAGUAUGGAGGAAGAUAGCGAAAGAUCUUAUCAACACAGGAAUAACACGCCAAGGAGGAGACUUGUAUCCACACAUUCUUUUAAAAGAUAGGGUGAGGACAUCACAGAACUGGUUACAAGGGAGCUGUCGCAAAGAAACUCUGCUGAAGUGGAAACCGAACUUGUUGCCGUGGCUACAGCUGGACAGGGAUGUGCUGUAUCUGUCUCAGGCUGCCGACAUCGGAGCGUACCAUCUCAGUCCGGAGAGGGGGAGGUUCCAGCACAACCGCUUCGCUCUGUUCUCGGGUCACCAGGAAGACGUGUGUCGAUUUGUCCUCACUGACACGCACCUCAUCAGUGCCGGAGGGGAUGGCAAGAUCAUCAUUCACCAUAGAACUAAUGACCUCUCGAUGGAGUUCUAUGGCCACAACCAAGAGGUGAACUGCAUCGACUGCAAAGGAGGACUGAUCGUCAGCGGCUCCAGAGACAGGACAGCGAGGAUCUGGACAAUGGCUCCAAAUCGUCUUGGGGAAUGUCUACACACUAUCCCGCUGUUUGAUAGGGUCUGGUCAAUUGCCAUCAGUCCCACCAUUAGCACCUUUGUGACGGGGACGGCCUGCUGUGUGAACUCUACCCCUCUACGCAUCUGGGACACCGAGAGAUGUCAGUUGGUGUCUUGUUUGGGUGCAGGUUUUCGGCGUGGAGCAGGUGUGCUGGAUAUCAUCUAUGAGUCUCCGUUCCAGCUCCUGACCUGCGGUUACGACACAUACAUCCGCUACUGGGACCUCAGGGUCUGCUCCAGGAAGUGUGUGAUGGAGUGGGAGGAGCCCCACGACAGCGCACUGUACUGCAUCCAAUCGGACGGGAACCACCUGAUCGCCAGCGGCUCCUCCUACUAUGGGGUGGUGCGGCUCUGGGACCGUAGGCAGACACGCGGACUACAGAUGUUCCAGUUGGCCUCCUCCACCAGUAGUCCGGUGUACUGCCUGCGUCUGAACUCAUCGCACCUCUACGCUGCGCUGGCCUCCGCUCUCUACUCACUGGACUUCAACGCACCAGCACCACCUCCCAGGGGCCGGAGAUGACCCAACACACACACACACACACACACACACACACACACACACACACACACACACACACACACACACACACACACACACACACACACACACACACACACACACACACACACACUCACUGGACUUCACCGCACCACCAGCAGCAGCAGCAGCAGCCAGGACCAGGGAAUGACCCCACACACACACACACACACACACACACACACACACGCACACACACAUACACACACAAAAUCAUAAUUACACUCACAAACAAACAGAUACGCAAAUAGGUGCUCAUAUAUAGACGCAAACAAAGUCUCAUUUAUUUACACCAUAGACA
This is a messenger RNA of Engraulis encrasicolus (European anchovy), 1654 nucleotides long. RefSeq names its product F-box and WD repeat domain containing 4 (gene fbxw4). Gene Ontology annotation, molecular function: protein binding. The transcript has 9 exons. Gene Ontology annotation, biological process: SCF-dependent proteasomal ubiquitin-dependent protein catabolic process. Gene Ontology annotation, cellular component: SCF ubiquitin ligase complex. Bases 151 to 1335 code for a protein of 394 amino acids. The record is from RefSeq and is a predicted model, not a curated record. NCBI's taxonomy places the organism in Eukaryota, Metazoa, Chordata, Actinopteri, Clupeiformes, Engraulidae.